AUGAGUGCCAAAAUGUUAUUAUAUAGUUUUUCUUUGUUGCCUGUUGUAAUAUCAUGGAUUGGAGUGCUCGCUGAAGAGGAAGUUUCAUCUCCUUUGCGUGUAGCACAAUGUAGAGCGACAUGCUUGCAAAAGUUCGCGGCGCCUCGGCCUGGCGGGGAGUCAUCGUGUUUGCAAGGCCCCGACUGUUUUAUGUGCUGGGAAAAUUGUGAACUACUCCAAUCUAACUAUCAAGUAUGGGGUGCAGUGUGCGAUGAAAAAGAUAUAUGUUUCCCAGGCUGCAAAGUUGCUUGCGAAUUCCACUCAGAAGCAGCAAGGGCAUCUCAAACGCAACCAGUCAUUCAUACUAAAGGAGAGGGUGUAAUGCGAGUUAGCGGUGCUCUAGCCCGUUGGCCACCUCCAGUACCAAGAACUACUACCCGACCGGCUCCUUUAGUCUACGUAGUCAUGCGUCGUGCUGCUGAAGGCCCUUGGCGUCAAAUCAUACAAACACAAGCAUUAGCAACACGUGUACCCUCGAACAACGAAGGUGCACUUCUUCGAGUUCUUGUCGUAGAUCCGCAAGGUCUCGUUACUAUUUAUAGUCCCGAUGAAACUUGGUUAGCCCGUGAUACUAAUUCUUCGAAUCACGAUGAACAUAAAUGGACCCUCAAAGAAAUAUCGCUCAUACAUCAAAAAGUUCUUGUUAUUGGUGAAAUUGCUUGGGAGCCUAGGAUUGUUCGUGGCGUUUAUCUUGUAACGUGGGAAGUAGAUGGUGGGGGUUUAAAAGGAAAUCUUUUUACUGAUUCUACUCGUGUCACAUUAUCACUCUGGCCAGAUACAAUAUACCAUAUUCAAGUGGAACUAGUAUCUCGUACGCCGGGCGUUGAUAAUGAGAAAUCUGAGACAAUGACCAUUGAUACAAGUCGAGCUCAACGUGUUUCAACAGAAAGUGUGCAAGAUGUUGAAGUUAGUGAAGGAGAUCGUUUAAUGUCAGUACUAGUAAGUUCAAUGAGAGGUGAACGUGUUCCCGAACGGGCUCCCGAUUCAGAACUAGUACUGGGAUGUUUGUCAGCAAUGAUUGCUUUUGGUUUAGCUGCACUUGCUGCUAUUGUAUGGCGACGGAGACGACGAGGCACGUUUCCUGGGACUAACGUUUAUGUUGGAUCCUCAUCUGUAUUGAAACGUAAGCUUGUAGAAGAUUUCAUUCCUGCAAAUCAUAGUUUUCAACCUGUGCUUACGCAAGGAACAACUGCUAAUGAAAACGUUGUACACGACGUCAUAGUGUGA
Molecule: messenger RNA, 1266 nt
Organism: Parnassius mnemosyne (clouded apollo)
Lineage: Eukaryota; Metazoa; Arthropoda; Insecta; Lepidoptera; Papilionidae
Source: the annotation of a GenBank genome assembly